CCAACGUAGUGGUAGGAGAUGAAUUACUCAAGAAGAAAAUUUAUCAAUUUCAAUCUUCCCAAAAAUGGUAGGAUAGGAUUAGAGGGGAGAAGUUUUCGUCAUGUCUAAUCCCAUUCUAAUCUCCUUAAAAAGUGAAAUCAUUUUCUGUACCUUAAAUAUGCCUUUAAGUUAGCGGGUUAUCCAAGUCAGUCCUCUAUACCAAACGGGGCCUAAAGGUGAAUUCUUCUCCCUCAUCCCCACUCUUUUGCUUCUUGGCUUAGUUUUAUCUGCACUCUCAAGAAGCUGAGUAUAGUAGUUAGGUUAGAAGUUGUGCUUUUGGACAAAGUGAUCAGUAGGUUAGAAGUUGUAAACAUUUUCUUGUGCAAACAAUAUUAUGAGGCUAAUCCAAAAUUCUGAUUAUAUAUGUAAGGUGGUUCUUAGCCGAAGACCAUCAUAGGUUCUUAUAUAUUAAUUUCUACCAAAUGUAUAUCUAGUGGUUGUGAUACUGGCUUAAAUAACCUUAUACAAGUGUCUAGAUGUUGAUUUUGUUGUCAUAUGAAAAUUGGUAAUUCUUGGAGUAAUGUGAAAUGUUGUUAAUGAAUUUACGCAUCAACAGUUAGGUUCUCUUGUGAGGCUAGCUUAAUAUGGCUCACAAAAGCUAGGGAGCUUCAAUGCAGAUUGUAUAUAACAAUGUUCUAAAUUUAAAUUGUUUUUUUUUUAGAACAAUAACAAGCCCUUCCUCCUUCACCUUCACCUUCACCUUGUAGUUUCUGUUGAAAAAUAGUGAGUCCAAAGACGUAAACUCCUUGAUUGGAUUGGUGGGUUGAAAUCUUGAUAAUCUAGAUAAGAAAUUGAAGAAUUGAAGAUGUGCACGAUAAUUCAGCUGCAAUCCCAAGUUUCCUCAUCAUCUUGGUCUUGGCCAAUCCCAAUUGAGGUCCCAAAAGGCCGAAUAUGUGCAUCAACACGAUCCUUGAAUGUGCGGUCAUCAGGACGAGUAGGAAUACGAUGUGAGGUGGUGGCGGUGGGAACUGGAACAGAAAUCGGAAUGGGACCUUACACGGGGAGAGACCCAAAUGUGAAGAAGGCGGAAUGGUUAAGGCAGAAAGCCCCCCAGGGAAACAAGUAUGAGGAGGUCAAGGAGUCCUUGUCCCGUUUGAAUCUGAAGACGGUGUGUGAGGAGGCCCAAUGCCCUAACAUCGGCGAGUGUUGGAAUGGUGGCGGGGAUGGCAUUUCCACUGCCACCAUCAUGCUUCUGGGCGACACCUGCACCCGCGGCUGUCGGUUUUGUGCCGUCAAGACCAGCCGGAACCCUCCACCUCCUAAUCCCAUGGAGCCUAUCAAUACUGCUACGGCCGUUGCCAGCUGGGGUGUUGAUUAUAUUGUUUUAACGAGUGUCGAUCGUGAUGACCUGCCCGAUGGUGGAAGUGAUCAUUUUGCUCGCACUGUCCAAGCCCUCAAGAAUCUGAAGCCUGAUAUCAUGGUUGAGUGUUUAACUUCUGAUUUUCGUGGUGACUUGACGGCUGUACACACUCUGCUGUACUCCGGACUUGAUGUUUUUGCACACAACAUUGAGACCGUCAAACGACUACAACGAAUUGUCAGGGACCCUCGGGCUGGGUAUGAGCAAAGCUUAUCUGUUCUAAGACAUGCAAAACAAAGCAAAAAGGGGAUGAUAACAAAAACUUCGAUAAUGCUGGGCCUGGGAGAAACAGACGAUGAGUUGAAGGAAGCCAUGGCUGAUUUAAGGGCUAUAGAUGUUGAUAUUUUGACCCUUGGACAAUAUUUACAGCCAACUCCAUUACAUUUGACUGUCAAAGAAUAUGUCUCGCCUGAGAAAUUCAUUUUCUGGAAGGAAUAUGGGGAGUCUAUUGGAUUUCGUUAUGUAGCCAGUGGGCCCUUGGUCCGGUCCUCGUAUAGGGCAGGGGAGCUGUUUGUUAAAACAAUGGUCAGGGAAAUGGCUAACGGCUCUUCUGGCGUAUUUCAGUAACUUAUGAACUUCAAUACAGAUGGCUACCAAUACGAUAAUAAUUUAGUAG
This is a messenger RNA of Malus domestica (apple), 2015 nucleotides long. Lineage: Eukaryota; Viridiplantae; Streptophyta; Magnoliopsida; Rosales; Rosaceae. The record is from RefSeq and is a predicted model, not a curated record.